Messenger RNA from Hippopotamus amphibius kiboko, 6714 nucleotides. RefSeq names its product protein HIRA. Gene Ontology annotation, biological process: chromatin remodeling; DNA-templated transcription; regulation of DNA-templated transcription. Gene Ontology annotation, molecular function: nucleosome binding; protein binding. Bases 400 to 3303 code for a protein of 967 amino acids. The transcript is spliced from 26 exons. Gene Ontology annotation, cellular component: HIR complex; nucleus. The record is from RefSeq and is a predicted model, not a curated record. Lineage: Eukaryota; Metazoa; Chordata; Mammalia; Artiodactyla; Hippopotamidae.
GACAGGAUUCUGGGAAGGUUGUAAUCUGGAAUAUGUCUCCAGUCCUCCAGGAGGAUGACGAGAAGGAUGACAAUGUCCCCAAGAUGCUUUGCCAGAUGGACAAUCACUUAGAGAGAUAAGGCCCGUGCGGCGGUAGCUCCCCUCGGCCUGCUGUCUGAAGGCACAGAUGUUGGCUGCACAGCUGGGUGAGUUAUUCAGCAGAAGACUCGGCCCGCCCACAGAACCACCUUUGGACAGUCUGCAGGUGACGUAGUGUCUCCCCUCCAGAACCUGCUCUGGGUACUGUCCUUGCGGCACAAGCAGGUCCAUGUGUGAACUGCAUUGUCCUGGGGCUGUCGCACAGUGGGUGCCUUGAGCAGACCAGCAUGUGUGAACUGUGUGCGGUGGUCAAACAGUGGGAUGUAUUUAGCUUCUGGGGGAGAUGACAAACUGAUUAUGGUGUGGAAGCGGGCUACGUACAUCGGGCCCAGCACCGUGUUCGGCUCCGGCGGCAAGCUUGCCAGCGUGGAGCAGUGGCGAUGUGUCUCCAUCCUGCGGAGCCACUCAGGCGAUGUGAUGGACGUAGCGUGGUCCCCCCAUGACGCCUGGCUGGCCUCGUGCAGCGUGGACAACACCGUGGUCAUCUGGAACGCCGUGAAGUUCCCAGAAAUCCUGGCUACGCUGAGAGGCCAUUCUGGCCUGGUGAAGGGCCUGACUUGGGACCCUGUUGGUAAAUACAUUGCCUCUCAAGCUGACGACCGCAGCCUGAAGGUGUGGAGGACGCUGGACUGGCAGUUAGAGACCAGCAUCACCAAGCCUUUCGACGAGUGUGGAGGGACGACCCACGUGUUGCGGCUCAGCUGGUCCCCUGAUGGGCACUACCUGGUGUCCGCCCACGCCAUGAACAAUUCCGGCCCCACCGCCCAGAUCAUCGAACGGGAGGGCUGGAAGACCAACAUGGACUUUGUCGGGCACCGGAAAGCUGUGACCGUUGUGAAAUUCAACCCAAAAAUCUUCAAGAAGAAGCAGAAGAACGGGAGCUCUGCGAAGCCCAGCUGCCCUUACUGCUGCUGUGCUGUUGGCAGCAAGGACCGCUCGCUCUCUGUCUGGCUCACGUGUCUGAAGCGGCCUUUGGUUGUCAUCCACGAGCUGUUCGACAAAUCCAUCAUGGACAUUUCCUGGACUCUGGACGGGCUCGGCACCCUGGUGUGCUCCAUGGACGGCUCGGUGGCGUUCCUGGACUUCUCCCAGGAUGAGCUCGGGGACCCGCUGAGCGAGGAGGAGAAGAGCCGCAUCCACCAGUCCACCUACGGCAAGAGCUUGGCCAUCAUGACCGAGGCCCAGCUCUCCACCGCCGUCAUCGAGAACCCUGAGAUGCUCAAGUACCAGCGGAGGCAGCAGCAGCAGCAGCUGGAUCAGAAGGGCUCUGCGGCCAGAGAGACGGGCUCCACCACCUCCGUGGCGGGCGUCGUCAACGGGGAGAGCCUGGAGGACAUCAGGAAGAAUCUUUUAAAGAAACAAGUUGAGACCCGGACGGCGGAUGGUCGGAGGAGAAUCACACCUCUCUGCAUAGCGCAGCUGGACACCGGGGACUUCUCCACGGCCUUCUUCAACAGCAUCCCGCUCUCGGGCUCCCUGGCAGGCACCAUGCUCACGGCUCACAGCAGCCCUCAGCUGCUGCCGUUGGACUCCAGCACCCCUGGCCCCUUCGGCGCCUCGAAGCCUUCCACAGAGCCUGCGGCAGUGGCUGGCACUAGGCCCGUGGGUGAUUCUGCCAGUAAGGACAGCGUGAAUGCGGCCUCUGCCCCUGCUGCACCGUCCCCCUCUGUCCUGACAACCCCGUCCAAGAUUGAACCGAUGAAAGCCUUCGACUCCCGGUUCACAGAGCGCUCCAAAGCCACGCCUGGGGCUCCUGCCGUGGCUGGUGUGACCCCGGCGCCCGUGGACAGGUUGAGGGAACAGAGCCUCGUGAAGGAGCUGCGGCCCCGGGACGCCCUGGACAGCAGCAGCGACAGCGACGAGAAGCUCCCCGCGGCCAAGCCCUCCUCGCUGUCCAAGCGGAAGCUGGAGCUGGAGGGGGAGAUGGUGGAGAAGAAGAAGAAGGGGCGGCCUCGGAAGGACUCGCGCCUCCUGCCCGUGUCCCUGUCUGUGCAGUCCCCAGCCACCCUGACUGCAGAGAAGGACGCCGUGUGUUUGUCUGUCCCCGCACCUGCGCUGAAACUGCCUAUGCCAGGCCCCCAGAGAGCCUUCACCCUCCAGGUGAGCUCCGACCCCUGCAUGUACAUCGAGGUGGAGAACGAGGUGACGGCAGUGGGGGGCCUGAAGCUGAGCCGCCUCAAGUGCAGCCGGGAGGGGAAGGAGUGGGAGACGGUGCUCACCAGCCGGAUCCUCACGGCUGCCGGCAGCUGUGACGUGGUGUGUGUUGCCUGUGAAAAGCGGAUGCUGUCCGUGUUCUCCACCUGUGGUCGCCGCCUCCUGCCUCCCAUCCUGCUGCCAUCCCCGAUCUCCACCCUGCACUGCACCGGCUCCUACGUCAUGGCCCUCACCGCCGCGGCCACGCUGUCCGUCUGGGAUGUGCACAGGCAGCUGGUGGUGGUGAAGGAGGAGUCUCUACACUCCAUCUUGGCAGGAAGCGACAUGACAGUGUCACAGAUCUUGCUGACACAGCACGGAAUCCCCGUGAUGAACCUGUCGGACGGAAAGGCCUACUGCUUCAACCCGUCGCUGUCUGCCUGGAACCUGGUUUCUGACAAGCAGGACUCGCUGGCCCAGUGCGCGGACUUCAGGAGCAGCCUGCCGCCCCAGGAUGCCAUGCUGUGCGCGGGGCCGCUCGCCAUAGUCCAGGGCCGCGCCGCCACCAGCUCGGGGAGGCAGGCGGCCCGGCUCUUCUCCGUGCCUCACGUGGUGCAGCAGGAGACCACCCUGGCCUACCUGGAGAGCCAGGUCGCCGCGGCCCUCACCCUGCGCUCCAGCCACGAGUACCGCCACUGGCUCCUCCUCUACGCGAGGUACCUUGUGAACGAAGGCCCCUCGGCCCACUCCCCUCCUUCCACAGCCCCCACGCUUCCCACUCCCUUGGGGCAUCCGUCCCAGAGCUGCCACAUCGCCUCGUCCCUGGCCCAGCACACAGUUGCCCGGGGUGGGGCGUCCGUCAGAGCCUGUUGCUGUGGCCUCCAAGCCCUAGGCCUUCAGCCCCCAGGAGGCAACAGAGGUUUGAAUACCGACUCCGAGAAAUAUGCAAGGACUUACUGGGGCCGGUUCACUCCUCCACUGGAAGCCAGUGGGAGUCAACAGUCGUGGGUCUGCGGAAGAGGGACCUGCUGAAGGAGCUGCUGCCAGUCAUCGGGCAGAACCUCCGCUUCCAGCGCCUCUUCACCGAGUGCCAGGAACAGCUUGACAUCCUGAGGGACAAGUAGCCUGUCCGGGUGCCCCAGCCGCAGCAAGGGCAGGGCCACACUCUCGCCACUGACCGCGCGCAGGACCAUCCUUACCUCGCUGGGCUACAGGACGAGAAGACACUGGCAGGAGGUGGGCUGUCCUGCACCAGCACCAGCCCAGCCCCCUGGGUAGACUUCCCCUGUGUCCUGGGCCUGUUGCUCCCUCAGAGGGGGCAGCUCCGACCGCAGUUCGUCCCUCCCUCCAGGCUGGGGCUCUGCCCUGCUGCCCUGGGGCCAGUGAGGCAGUCCCAGGCCUGUCGCCUCCAGCAUGGUCCCCAGGUGGACACUAGCCCUGUCACUGUAGGCGCCGUGCUGCUUCAGCUAUGACGAAUGAGCCAUUUGUGAGAGAGAGAAGCUGAGACAUUAGCGUAUUAUGCAGUCAGUAGACUGACCUGAGACCUAUGUAAAAGGAAAGCCUAUUCCAACACACGGACUAUUUUUGUACUAGAAUUUGCUAACUUGUAAUAUGGAAUUUUCCUUUUGGCCAAUAAUCAGGAUUUCCCUAUAAGUCACUUGGACAUUGGUCACUUGUAGGAAAUUUAAACUCUAAUUAUGACAGCUACAUUGAAAGAUAAUUGUACUGAAAUUAACUUGUCUAUCUUCAUUUGGUUUUCAUUUUUAAAUGUUUGUAAAAAGAGACUUUUUGGGGGGAUGGGGCAGAGGGUGGGCGAUUUCUUUUGUAAGUGUAAAAUAAAUGAACACGCAUUGGAUACCAAAUGGUCCUGACGUCCCCCGCCUUUUCCUUCUGACGUCCCCCUCCCUCCCCCGCACUGUGGACCCCUCUCCUGAACGGGCAAUGACGAAGUGUUGGAGCCAGGAGGGGUCUUACGUGUCAUCCGGUCCCUGGCCCCUUCAUGCAGGAAGUCAUUGCACAGCGUGGAGUCACUUUCCUGGUCGUGCAGCAUCUCCAGCUGCACUGGGCUAGCAGGCUGGCCACCAUGCACACGUCUUCUCCCGAGCCCGGCGGAGAGGUCCUUGGUUCUGUCUGUGCUGUGCUCUGGGUGUCUGAUCUUGCCAGGCACCGAGGAAAUCACGUGAGGAAAUCCAUAGAUGCAGACUCACGUUUGCUGAGGAGUUACCUGGAAGCUGGGAUUUUCUUAGAAAGUGGUUCUGAUGCCGACCCACAGGAGAAGAGAUGGCAUCACAGAGGCUUCAAGCCUGGUGAGGGCUAAGUACCUUCCCCCCAGGUCCUGGACCGCGUUGGCACCUCCCUGCCAGGCAGCCAUCCACCGCCUGUGUCACUCAGAAGUCACGUAGCUGGAUGAAACCCAGGCACACGUGCGUGCCCGACAGAGCCAGCACACACAGGGCACCUGGGCAUGGACACCCCGAAAGCCAGGCUCCAGGUGUGAGCUUUUCUCUGAGAAGUGAGGAGCUGGAGAUGCUGUGUCAGCGUUGAGAACUGGAACCACAGGGUGCACGUGGCCUUGGAACUGACACACCUGCCUGGGAUCCACACCAGAAAAAACACGGGCCUCACCUUUCAGCUGCCGAAGGGAGAUGAGAUUAAGAAAACGUGCGUGGUCGUGAGGACCAACUGGGAUCCCAGAGGCAGUCAUGGCACUCGGCACGCAUUCCCUUGAGGAGAACGUUGACAGUCAGUGUCUGUAUACAUUACUGUCUGGACAGGAGAGGAGACAAGAAGCAGAAAGACUGGUUGGAAACGUCUGCUUCCAGCCAAGAUGGAUUGACAGGGACCAGAUUGACACUUCUGCCUGAAACAACCAAAGGAACCUGUCAAAAUACAUGAAACAAUGGUCUCAAGACACUGGAUAUCAGAAAACAAGGGACAGUGGUCCCUGCGAGAUGGAAAACAAACAAGAUGAGCCCUGUGACUGUCCCAGCUUACUACCUAGAGAGAGUUUCCAGGCUGCAGCAAAGGAAGGGGAAGCCGAGGGAGAGCCCAGCAGGAUACUCAAGCUGAAGACAUGAAGCCGAGGGCCCAGGAAGGCCAGGGCAGCUUUGAGGACAGAAUCCGGAGAGGAGGACGCUCCUUGGCGGGAGGGCCCUUGCCUGCUUGGCUGCAUGCUGCCUGGUGCGUGUGCAGCAAGGAAAUGGCCCAGGUUGGCAGAAGCCAUCUGAAAGGGUCAGGGUAAAAUUAGUCCAGUUGUCACCUGGGGCUGGGAAUAGUGCCCAUUCCUACCAGCUGGACUAGAAAAACAUGUAACUCACAGGCUUGGGGUAGCAGAGCACUCCGGAAGUCUUGCCUCCAUUUUGGAGACUACUCAGAGCACUGUCCCAGGUCCGUCCCACAGAAAACAGACCAAGACCCAAAGGGAUCCAGCUGUUUCCAAGCAAUUAAUUCCAUUGCAAAGCUCAAGAGGAUUUAUAAGAACACAGAGCGCCCGGCAUCCCACAAGAUGAAGUUCCACACACACGUCACCGGGCAUACAAAGAAUCAGGAACACGAGGCAGAACGAGGGGACUAAGCAGUCUUACUGAGCAGGCAGGACCGGCCCAGAAGUUACACAGAUGUUAGCGUUGGCAGAGAAGGAUGUCAAAACGGUCACUAUAACACGAUUCCUCACAUUCAGAACGUUAAGUGGAGACAUAGAAGACCCUAACAAGGAAGUCACUAUCAGACUUCUAGAGGUGAAAAGCUGUAACACGGAGGUGAAAAAUGCAUGGAAUAGGAUUAAUGACAGACCGGACAUUGCAGAAGAAAAAAUUAGUGAACUUGAAGGCAGAGCAAUAAAAAUGCUCCAAAACAGAGAACAUCCAAAGGAGGAAAGAAAAGAGCAUCAGUUAGCCAUGGGACAAUAUCAAAUAGCCUAACGCACAAGUAAUUGACAUCCUCAACGAAACGGAGAGAGAAGGAGGUGACGGGGAGAAAUAUUUGAAUAAAAAAUGGCUGAAAGUUUGCCCCACCCCUUCCCGCUGUCCCUUGUGCCCUUGCAGGCGACCUCUGUGCCACUGCACCCUCAUCCCUACCCCUGCUGUCAUGCCUGCUCACCUCCCUACCCCUGUCCACAGACGCGCCACACCUUCCCACGACCUCUGCCUGCCGGCCUUGUUUGCAAGCAGAGCGCUGGGGCAGGGGGCUGUAUCUUCCUGGGCUGGAGCUCACUGCCUCUCCAGGUUCUGGCCUGAUCACCUUAGGCACCUCCCAGCUUCGGCCUCCAGAUCACAUGUGAGAAGAGUCAGAGCCCUUUACACAUUAGGUUGGUGCUGUGGGAGGUUGCAUAUACCUGCAGCAGCUACAGUGAGGAGAAAAGGCAAAACCCGUUGUCUCUUUCCAUAUUAAAUCUAUUAUUCCUGUUCUCCCACAUACAUGGCAAGUAUUUUCUCAGUUGUGCUU